Mesorhabditis belari is the source of this 2376-nucleotide messenger RNA. NCBI's taxonomy places the organism in Eukaryota, Metazoa, Nematoda, Chromadorea, Rhabditida, Rhabditidae. The record is from the annotation of a GenBank genome assembly.
AUGCACAGAAAUCGUGACAAGGAGAUCUUGUGGGAGAAUGUGCUAUCGGAGAGCCCACGCUACCUUCAAGGGAAUUUCCAAAUAACCCGCUUUCUGGGCACCCUCGCACGGAAGCUUAACUCACAGCUGCAAUGCGGGAAAUGCCCAAGUGAAGAGAACCAAAUUUUCCUCCAAAUUGAGCGCUAUCCGGCGAUUUGCGGUGUAUCGAAACGAGAAGUGAUCGGGCCGAAACAUGUCGAAAGCACGAGCGACGAGUUGGCGAAGAAAUUCGUCGACUUUGGAGUGAUCCCCGAAGAGACAUUGAAGGUGAUCAGGGGGGAGAAUGUCGAGAAUCAACACAGCUUCGAAUUGAGUGAAGCGCUCGACUUUUUGACCGAUUUGCUGGCGCCGGUGAUCGAGGAUUGUUUGAGUGACGAGAAGUUGAUUGUCAACUUCUUCAAUGGAGAACGAGAGAAUUUCAAGAAGGAGAUCGCUACGAAUCAGAAGAAAUUGUGGAAAAGGCUUAAUGAGGAAGAGAUACCAAUCAAUUGUCGACAUUUCAUCCCGAAGAGUGUUGCACAAGAAAGUGUCCAAAACAUCUUCAACAACAAGUUACCCCUUAGCCAAAACUCGUGGCAACAUUUGAGUGAAGCGAAGCGACUCAUCAAUCCCAGCGCUUCACAGAAUGUUGAGUCGUUUCGUUUACCCAAUCAGAUACACAUGAUUCAAUCAAAAGAGGCAACGAUUCAAGCAAAGAUCUACGAACUGGAAGAGGAGAAGGAUCUUGAUUUUGACGCGUUGACAAUCGACGAGCUGAGGGCAGUGUUGCCGAAAAUCGAUAAGAACACGAAAAAAUGGUACAUAGGCAAGAAAGAGCAACGACAACAGCUCUGCUGGACGACGAGUGUACCGUCAUGUGUCCUUUCAUCGAGGUGCUCGACGAGAUGGAAAAACGAUUCACGCGUCGAGUUGAAUUAUUUGAACGAGAUGAAGAAUUUGAAUGUGAUUCCAAAAAUGCUUGUGCCAUUCUUUAUGAGAAAGCGUUAUGUUCCUUAUCUUUUCAAAAACCUUCAAAAGCUAAUGUUUGAGAUUCGACGUGAGUCAAAUGAUUUCCUUCGAAAAAAUCCGAAUGGACGUUGUGAGCUUGACGAGGAAACAUUGAAAUGUGUAAAGCAUCGGAAAGCAUCGUCCCAUGAUGAGAUUUGCUCUAAACUUGGCCGAAGAAUCGCCGCCACAACUUGGAAUUUCUGGCAUAAUGAGCCGAUUUGUUUGCCAUCUAAUGUGCCAUUACCAAAAAUAAACAACAACGACAAGACGCAGUGCCGGAUUUCUUUCAUCAACGAAGAAUCGAAUCCGAGAAAUGCCAACGUGCUAACGGAUCGUUUCAUCAGUCCACUGUCAAAAGAUAAAUUAAAUUCAACGAGUCAAAUCAAUAAACGAAAGAGUAGCUCACCGCAAAGAGAUCCAAUAAAGCGCCCAACAUAUCGCUGGGUAACGCCUGAAUGGAAGGUGCCGCUGGAUGAGAUCCCACUACCGGAGGGGAUACCACCGAGAACAGUGGAAAGAGCACAGAGCGCCAAGCUCUCAGCACCAGAGCCAGUUGUUCCCGAAUCACCACCUCCAGCUCAAGAGCCACAACCCAUCUACAAUCACAGUCUUGUGAAAGAAGAAGUAAACUCGGCUGAAGACGGGUUUGUGGAAGAACCUCAGUUGUUAUUGGAAGAAGAAACCGAAGUAGAGAAUGAUGGGGAGAAUCGAGAUGAAGCGAUUGUUGAUGAGUUGUCUCAAGUGCCAAACAUCUUUCCAUUGACGAAGAAAUUCCUGCGUCUUUUGGGGAAACAGUGUGGUCGAACAGUGAUCACUUUCAGUGAAGUCGAUGAGGAUAAUUUGUGGACUGUGAGCGUCUCAUUUUCGGAGAUUCAUCCGAAUCUCUUUAGUGGAUGUGCAAUUGAUGAGGAUGUGAGUGUUGCCGAGUUGAAAGCGUAUCACUCUUUGUUGGAAACGUUGGCCGACGAUCGAAUUGUCCCACGAGAGCUAGUGCCUUGUAUUCAACAUUGUGCGGAUUGGGGUCCUCCACUCGCCAAGCAAAUAGCUUUACUCUUUGAUUUUGUCAUCAACAUAUAUGCAACAAUCAAUUCUGACGCAAUGUAUGCACCGGAGAGGGUACACAAGGCGAUUUACGAGUACUCGAGCGAGUAUUGGAGGAAAACCUCGCUCGCUUUGCCUGCAGAGAUUGAGUUACCUGAGUAUUCAUCAAUCCUUUCGAAGCCAGAAAACGCGAAGAACUUGGUGAUGCUAGUGAGCGCUCCACCGAUUGUCCAACAGCCGAAAGUCGAUCCAGAAAGCAUCCACAACUUCUCCAAUUCAUCCAACUCAUUUGCAAGUAUUUCCUGGGAA